Paramormyrops kingsleyae is the source of this 4958-nucleotide messenger RNA. RefSeq names its product caspase recruitment domain family, member 11 (gene card11). Gene Ontology annotation, biological process: regulation of apoptotic process. Gene Ontology annotation, molecular function: CARD domain binding. Gene Ontology annotation, cellular component: cytoplasm. The record is from RefSeq and is a predicted model, not a curated record. NCBI's taxonomy places the organism in Eukaryota, Metazoa, Chordata, Actinopteri, Osteoglossiformes, Mormyridae.
UCAGGUAUUUUGUAGCGAAGACUUGCAUAGCACAUUGCACUUUGAGGUCUUCCUGAGCGUCUGCAGAGCGGAACAGACCAGUCAGAAAGGCGGUGACACACGUGUCACCUUAGCUGACGUUGUCGCUGUGAUCGCGAUUUUUUUUUGUUGCGGAUUUUCUUGUUUUCUUCGUCAGAACAAGGAACUGUUCCUGGCGCUGAAUCUCGAAAAGAAAACUCUCCACAACAGGGUUUAACGUCUCUCACACUCGGGCCGUUUUCCCGCUCGUUUUAUCGCUACGCUAACGCCCCCCACCAUGGACGCUCCAACGGAAAACUCGGAGGGUGGCUGCGGGGACCCGGCGCGCGACGACGAGGAGGCGCUCUGGGAGAAUGUGGAGAGCAACCGCUACAUCCUCAGCCGCUACAUCAACCCCAACAAGUUGACGCCGUACCUGCGGCAGUGCAAGGUGAUCGACGAGCAGGACGAGGACGAGGUCCUGAACUCAUACAUGCUCACCUCCAGGGUCACCCGCGCAGGUCGACUCCUGGAUAUCUUACACACUAAGGGUCGCCGGGGCUACGUGGUGUUUCUGGAGAGCCUGGAGUUCUACUAUCCGGACCUCUACAAGCUGGUCACGGGGAAGGAGCCCACACGCAGGUUCUCCACCAUCGUGGUGGAAGAGGGUCACGAGGGCUUGACGCAGUUCCUGAUGAACGAGGUGAUCAAGCUGCAGCAGCAAACCAAAGCAAAGGACGUGCAGCGUGUAGACAUCAUGGGCAAGCUUCGCACGCUGGAGGACGAGGACAAGAAGCUGCGGCUGGCCAACCAGGAGCUGCUCACCUUCCAGGAGCGCUACAACAAGAUGAAGGAGGAGUGUAACAUCAUCAACAAUGAGCUGUGCAAGGUUAAGGAUGACAACUACACCCUGGCCAUGCGUCUGGCGCAGCUCAGCGAGGAGAAGAACAUGGCCGUCAUGAGGAGCCGCGACCUGCAGCUGGAGAUUGACCAGCUGAAGCAUAAGCUGAACAAGGUCGAAGAGGAAUGCAAGAUGGAGAGGAAGCAGUCGCUGAAGCUGAAGAACGAUAUCGAAAAUCGCCCUCGCAAGGAGCAGAUCUUUGAGCUGGAGCGGGAGAACGAGGUGUUGAAGAUGAAGGUUCAGGAACUGCAGUCUAUCAUACAGCCAGGGAAGCAGGUGCUGCCUGAUUCAGAAAAAGCAAUUGUGGACAUCCUGGAACACGAUCGCAUGGAGGCCCUAGAGGACCGGCAGGAACUGGUUAACAAGCUAUAUAACCUGCACGAGGAGGUCCGGCAAACUGAAGAGCUUAGGGACAAGUACUUGGAGGAGAAAGAAGACCUGGAGCUGAAGUGCUCAACGCUGUUGAAGGACUGCGAAAUGUACAAGAACCGCAUGAACACGGUCAUGGUGCAGCUGGAGGAGGUGGAGCGGGAGCGGGACCAGGCCUUCCGCUCCCGUGACGAAGCCCAGAGCCAGUUCUCUCAGUGCCUGAUUGACAAAGACAAGUACCGCAAGCAAAUCCGCGACCUAGAGGAGAGGAGUGAUGAGCUGCAUAUUGAGAUUGUGCGUAAGGAGGCCAAGAUCGUCAACUUGGAGGCCAAAUUGAGGCGUCUGUCCAAGGAGAAUGGUCUGGACCAGAGUUUACCUCGAGACAUGCCUCUGCCUAUUAUGACGCUGACCUGCAGUCAGCAGGAUGCCAAACGAGAUGGUCAAGACUAUGACUCUGAUGAGGAGUCCCCCGUGGACCCAAAGUUCUUCCUCCCAGGGUCUCGGAUUAAACGUCAACUAAACCUGAGGAAUGUUAGAGCCAAGUCUCCAGUCACAGCCCCCAAAUCCCUGGAUUUUCAAGCAUCCACCCCCGUUGAACUGUCGGACGCAGCCAGCACAGAAACCAGCUCAAUGAUCACCACCUCCACCAGCUGUAACAGCUUUCCUGUUACCCCUGCUGGCACUGAGGAGAUGUACAACAAAAACGUUCUGCGCUCUCGCAACGACAGCAUGUGGUCCACAUUCCCAGAGCCACCGGGGAAUGAUUCCAUUGUCCGGAGGAACAAAGAGGGGGGGUACAUAAGUACACUAAAAAGCAUCUGUGACUUUGAAUGUGACAGUGGGGACAACAUGGACAUUGAUGAAGACACUGACAGAUCAUCUCACGGGCCUCCCUCCAUUCACUCCUCCUCCUCCUCACACCAAUCCGAGGGUUUCGAGUCCUAUGACCUGGAGCAAGUCAACAACAUCUUCCGGAAGUUCUCCUUGGAACGGCCCUUCAGACCAUCUCUGAACUCCUUCACGCGCCUCAACAGCACCGUUCGGCCGAUACAAGACGUCACGGUUCCAGGGGAUUCCUUCCUGUCUGAGGUCAUUCUGGUGGGGGGCAAUGACAGCGGCAUCUUUGUCUCCUCUGUCCAGCCUGGGUCCCAUGCAGACCGGGCAGGCCUGAAAGAGGGGCACCACCUCCUGAUGCUUGCAGGUUGUAUCCACGGGGAGAACCAGAGUGUGAACCUGGACACCUCUACUAAGGAAGAGGUCCACUGGACCUUACAAAGAUGCACAGGACCGAUCCAGGUUCACUUCAAGUCCAACAUCGAUGGUUAUAAGAAGUUACAGAGAGAGAUGGAUGAGGGCUCUGUGGUGUCUGGAGACUCCUUCUACAUCAGGCUCAACCUCAACGUGGGUCCAUCUGACAACUGCACGCUGUCGGCACGCUGCGACGAGGUUGUCCAUGUACUGGACACCAUGUACAACGGCAAGCACGAGUGGCUGUGCGCACGUGUCGACGGCGUCACCGACAAGGACUUGGAGAGGGGCACCAUCCCUAGCUACUCCAGGGCUCAGCAGCUUCUCCUGGUGAAGAUCCAGAAGCUGAUCUACAGGGGGAGCAGAGAUGAGACAGAAACCUUGCGUGGGUUCAGGAGUACACUGCAGCCUGAAGAAUCUCCCGCACCCCCAGACCCAAAGUCCAGCCCCCGACUCUCUCGUGCCAGCUUCUUCAUCUGUCAGUUUCUGCAGCUCGUCAGCAGGAACGACAAUAAGUACAAACGGCUGAACAGCAGCGAGAGGGUCCGGAUCGUCAACGGGUCGAGUUCUACACUCUCUCGCCCUGGUUUUGAAACCAUGAAGUCAGAAGACCUGGAUGCGGAGAGCGACCUGAACAAAAGCCUGAAUCUCAUUCCCUACAGUCAUGUGACUCAGUGUCACUGUCAGCGCAAGAGGCCCGUCCUCUUUGCACCCAAUGUUCUGGCCAAAACCAUCGUGCAGAAGUUUCUGAACCUGGCAGGGGCUAUGGAGUUCAACAUAUGCAAGCCGGACAUCUUAACCAAGGAUGAAUUUCAGCUGAAGCAGAAGAUCGAGCCUAUUAUUUACUCUAAAGAGAAGCAUGCCAAUACAUUUGAGUGUAUCACCCCAGAAAACAUCGAGGCAGUGGCUGCGAAGAACAAGCACUGCCUUUUGGAAGCCGGUCUUAACUGCGUUAAAGAUCUGCUAAGGAGGGAAAUAUAUCCCAUCAUCAUCUUCAUCAAAACCAGCGAGAAGAAUAUUAAAAAAUUAAGGAGGCUGCCGCUGAAGGUCGACUCAGAGGAGGACUUCCUGAAGAUGUGCAGGUCAAAGGAGAAGGAGAUUGAGGGGCUUCCAUGUCUCUACGCCUCUGUGGAACCGGACUCGUGGAACACAGUCGAGGACCUGCUGAAGGUCAUAAAGGACAAAAUCUUGGAAGAGCAGAAGAAAACCAUCUGGGUGGAGUUGGACCAGCUUUGAGGGAUGCCAUUUCAGAGAUGCCAUUUCAGUCUCCACAGAGAUGCCUUACAACUUUGGUGUUAAAUGGGCUAUCAGUUCUCUGUUCUACUGGACCAACACUUUCAUGAAAGUUGAAAUGUAGCACAGAAAAUUAACUGGAAAUAGGAGAAGUUUUUGUGUGUGUGUGUGGUGGGGGGGGGACUGAAAGUGUGCAAAUGGAAACAGAAGAAGCUGAGAUGAGUUUUGGUGCUAAGAAGCGGCAUGAGAUUUUAAAUAGGAAGGGACUGAUUCAUUUUGUCUUUGCACUACAGGCGGCUGGAUGAAACCUUCAUUUGCCCCUGCUUUGGUUGUAACGCCCAUGAAAUGCUGUUUGCUGCUCUCCCAGGGAGCCGUCACAGGAACUAAGGGUCACAUACACUAUAAUGUAAAGGGCUAAAGACAAAGAGUCAACAGAUCUGUAUUAAAAAAUAUGCAAACUUUCUGAAAAAAGAAAACAUUUAAAUACCCCAAGACUUUCUUCAGAGUGGUAUAAGUGGAUGAAUUUAGAUUUAAGAAGUCACUUCUCUGUAUUUACUUUCUUGUGAAUCUUUGGAAUCCAAGAAGAAAUAUUUUAAAAGGUAUUAAUUGCCCAACUUAAUGCCAGAUAAAAUAAAGACUUGUAAUACUUGUUCAUAAAUCAAAAGCAUGUACUGGGAAGUUAACAUGGCCUGGUGUAACUGUACUGAUACUUGUUACUUACAGCUGUUUUAAUGCAAGUCAUGUCAUACAUAUAACUGAAAUGUGUUAAAAUUAUUUUAGGUUGAUUCCUGUGAGUUGCUCAGGUUAUAGAUUCAUCCAGACAUACAUUUGCUGAUCUUUACUUCUUAGUCAGUCAAGGUUAGUCAGUUAGUCUUGCUGCAGUAACUGUAUUUUUUUUAUAUAUAUAUAAAUGGGUGGUCAACCACAAAUCUUCUGAAGGGGCACUGACUUAGCAAAAACCUGCCCCCACCCCCCAAAUAGUUCAUGUUUUUGAUGAUUCCAUGUUUAUCAUUUUUUUUAGCAUUUGAAAUAUUUAUAUGUAAAACAUACUCUGCUCAUUUAAUGUCACUUCAUUUUCCAUGCAGUAAAUGCAUAUUUUGAAAGAAUCUAUUUAUUAAUGUUAAAUGAUUUAAUAUUAUUAUGCAAAUAAUAUCAAAAUUAUAAUGACUCAAAAUGAUUUCCCCUAGUUCUAUUAAAUAAAUUAAAUGUU